Anarrhichthys ocellatus (wolf-eel) is the source of this 2246-nucleotide messenger RNA. RefSeq names its product mitochondrial E3 ubiquitin protein ligase 3 (gene mul3). The transcript is spliced from 5 exons. Gene Ontology annotation, biological process: protein ubiquitination; organelle organization. Bases 90 to 908 code for a protein of 272 amino acids. Lineage: Eukaryota; Metazoa; Chordata; Actinopteri; Perciformes; Anarhichadidae. Gene Ontology annotation, molecular function: ubiquitin-protein transferase activity. The record is from RefSeq and is a predicted model, not a curated record.
CGAACAAGGAAAUGAAACCAACGUAAGCUUUUGGUUUCCAUUAAUGUGACCAAACUGCAGGUGUGUUAAAGUUUUUAGCAGACACAGAUAUGGCUGACAUUCCCAUAAAUCCGCUGGUUGUGAUUGGUGUCGGCUCCAGCUUUGCCUUCUCUGGCCUCUUCUAUCAUUUGUACCAAGAAAAGAAAAAAGAACUGGAAAAGCUGAAGGAAAUACCCGUUUUCAAGCCAGAUCAACAUUUGCUCAGAGUGCUGAGAGCAACUCCCCACAAGCGACUUCAGUACGUUGCAGUAGAAGGUCUGGUGCAGGCAGAUGGGGAGCCUCUGGCCAGCCGGUUUGUCCCACGAUGCUUUGGUGUGAUUCAGAAGAUAGCGGUGGAGGAGCACUGGAAAUACUGGAACUCCCUCACCAAGACAUGGAAUUCUCGGACAAUGAACAGAAAAGAAACCAACAACUCAGUGCCUUUCAGUCUGGUCAGCCCUGGCGCCUACAUGACUGACUUGUAUGUGAAGAUUCAGAACCCUCUGGAGGCCUCUGGGUUCUACCUGGACAGGGUUUAUUACAAUGUAAGACAUGCUGAGGGGGGCCUGGUGAACGUGGUGCUGCAGGGCCUCAACGGGGAGAAACCGGAGGCGAUGGAGGAGAGCGAGGAGCUGCUGCGGGUGGGGAGCACCCUGACCGGCUUUGGCGAGGUGGUGCUGGAGGGGGGUCAGGUGAUGAGGCUGCAGGCCCCGCACGACGGCCGCAAGUACAUCCUGGAGCCCACUGACUACAGGAGCUUCAUGGACAGGCACGAGAGAUCGGCCAGCUUGUGGAAGAUGCUGACCGCUGUUACGGGCAUCACGGGGGCUUCUCUUCUAGCCAGAAUCCUUUACGGCCUCGUGGGGAAUCGGGACGACAGAUCAAAGUAGGCCUGUGCACGUGGACGCUGCAGGUUGAACAGCUUCAAUAGCUGUGUGACGGCUUUUUUGGGUGUCCCAAUACUGCCUCAGGUGUUUUAUCUCGGAUUCCACAGAACCGCCCUGACGCCAAGAAUAUUAGUCAAAUAUUGGAAGAAACAUAUUAGAAACACAGAAAGCACAAUAACAUUUUAGAAAACGCAACAAAACUGAAAACAAAUUAACAAAACAGACAUUUUACAAAAGACAAAAGCGACAAUUCUUGUUUGAAAUAAGACAGAACCAAAGUUUUCUUACAUAUUAUUUUAAAUAUUUUGAUGUGUUUUAUCCAGUGUUGAUCCGUUUCACCCCUCUGGACCGCCGUACUUAAUGAACCACAUCGUUAUUAUCUUGUUGAAGCUCUCUAUACACCUGACCGUGUGGCAGCUCAGUCUGAUGAAGACAAUAAUUCGAAGGUCUUUAGGCCGAACAGAGUCCACUUCAUAGGGGGUGAAUGAUGCAAGAUGAAAUCCCCGUCGGUCUAAUGGUGCACAGCAGCAAAAACACAUUCAUGUGUCCUCUAAGCUAUCUCCUAUUUGUUCUGCAGUCAUUCAUUUUGUAGUGAAAUUCUACCUUUUAAAUCAUUGUUUUGACUGUUUAAUGACUUGCAGUCACUGUUCAGCUUGUACACAAAAGAAAGCCAAUUACUGUUGUACACAAUCUUUUUUUUUUUUUUUUUUAAGUGAUGUUUGUAUUUAAUAAAACAUUGAAGCAACUGUUCUAUUCUAACACUGAGUGAGACAGUUUGUGUUGUUGACAGAUGAUACAUCUCCAGGCAGUCUGAGGGACUUUCUUCUUUAUUUGGAUGUUGGCAUUCACAGCACACAGCCCUUACAUGACGUGGCACUAUGUGAUCAAAUGUAUGUCAGCUUGAACUGUACAGAGAAGAUCCGGGUGGAUAUUAGUGGUAGAAAGCUGCCAUGGAGGGUAAAACCAACUGCCUGAAUCCCUUUAUCCAAACAACAGUUUUAAACGUUGUCCUUUCUUUUAAGCACUCCUCGUUAUUCCCCUUCCUCCUCUGAAGACUCCUCAGCCUCCUUCAGCCACUGGAUGAACUUCUGUAGCUGUUGGAGAUAAACGUGACAGGGACAGUGGGGUUGUGAGAAAGCUUCUGCAACUCUAUCGCAAUCGCUAAAAUGCUCACAUAGGUACAAAAAACAAAUACUUUCAAGUGAUUAGGGAAAUGUCUAAAAGGCACAUUGGGUUGUGAUGUGAUUUAUUCAAAUGUAAAAUAAUGGGGGCGACUCUUAUUGAGUCAAAUAAACAGCAACACACACUGCUAGACAGGUCAGGUGAGUGAACAUAUUCCUC